Messenger RNA from Cynoglossus semilaevis (tongue sole), 3062 nucleotides. RefSeq names its product TAFA chemokine like family member 5, like (gene tafa5l). The coding region runs from base 1196 to 1594 and encodes 132 amino acids. The record is from RefSeq and is a predicted model, not a curated record. NCBI's taxonomy places the organism in Eukaryota, Metazoa, Chordata, Actinopteri, Pleuronectiformes, Cynoglossidae. The transcript is spliced from 5 exons.
UGGUAUUAAACUGGUUAAGGUUAGUGUUAGGGAAUGCAUUAUUUCACGUGAAGUACUCACAACACAGUGAAAGCCAGACAGUGUGUGUGUGUGUAUGUGUGUGUGUGCGCGCGCGUUUGUUUUUGUGAAGGAUGGAGACAGAGAGAGAGAGAGAGAGAGAGAGAGAGAUGAAGUGGAAUCUCUAACUUAAAUCAACUAACUCGGUUGCAGCAGUGGCUGCAGCUUUGUUUUCUCAGCUCGGAGGAGGGAAGUUCUCCCGUCCACGCCGUCGCUUGAAUGUAAAUGGGACAAACCGGGACAGAGUGAGGCUGCGUUAAUAACAACCUCAUCUUUGGACGGGACACUUUCUUUGUCUGUCUUUGGCACUAGCGCUUCUCCAUUUGCAAGAAAACAAAUCCUUCCCCCUCUCUUCUUUAAAGGCUCAUACAGGUGACCAGGCAGUCGAACUUCCUUCUCCACCACUGAGGCGCACACUGUUCUGACGCCGCGGUGCAGGGAGAGCCGCAGCUCCUCUGCUCCGGACGUGCCCUUUGGUUGGCGCUGCUGCGCAAACGUAGCCACAUAUGACGCAUGUGCUGUUUUUGUCUGGAGUGACUUCAAGUUCCAUCCAGGGUGAAGUUGCGCGUCGGUGUGUAGAGUCACGAAGAGCCAGGAUUGGUGCAGAAGUUGGGAAAAUAUUGAUGAUGAUGAUGAUGGUGAUGAUGAUGAUGAUGAUGCUGAGAGUUGGCAGCGCAAACGAGGAGAAAAGAGGUGACAGCGGCGUCCAGUUGGCUGUGAGCGGCUGAAUUCUCCAGCAGCGUCAUCUCCUCCUCCGUGUUUGGAUCAGAACUGCAGGAGAGCCUUCCUGCCCCUCUGCCUCUCACUCCUCAUCUUCACACCACCCUGACUGUCAGCCUCUGCCUGUGAACGCUGCGUAAACUUAUCCAGAUCUGGUGACAUUGGUCCCAGUGUGUGCAGGUGUGUGUGUGUGUGUGUGUGUGUGUGUGUGCGCGCAGCCUGGAUGGAUAUGCGGCUCACAGAGGGAAUUUGAAGAGCACCGGAGGGAUUACUAUUAGCCCCUCUUCUAUUAUUGCCUCAAAAUGGAUGCCGACAACAGGCUGGGGAGACGCCACUGGAUUAGCUUCUCUUGCGCGGAUCAGCUUGACAUCUAAAGGCGUGCAAAGUUUGGAUAAUCUGACAGGCUAAAAGGUGUAGGAUGCAGUCUGGAGUGAAGACGCUCUCCGCAGGUGGAGGUGCGUCACUCUGCUGCCUGCUGCUCCUCUGGCUCAUCUACUCCCAUCUGCUCAGAGAGGGCCAGUUGGUGGUGGGAACCUGUGAGAUCGUGAUGCUCAACAGAGACAGCAGCGUUCCCAGGCGCACCAUCGCCAGGCAGACGGCCCGCUGCGCCUGCAGGAGAGGCCAGAUCGCCGGGACUACAAGGGCAAGGCCGGCUUGUGUGGAUGCCCGGAUCGUUCGCAGCCGUCAGUGGUGUGAGAUGGCUCCGUGCCUGGAGGGUGAGCUCUGCAGCCUCCUGUUCAACCGAUCCGGAUGGACCUGCACCAAAGGCAGCGGUCGCAUCAAGACCGUCACGCCUUUGCCCAAGGAGCCGUCGUAGGCAGCAGGGAACACAGCAGGCUCAGUGACGUCCAUAUCUCCAAAAGGAACUGAUGCCAGUUACUGCAACCCAACAUUGUGCCCAUUCACCAACAAGCCUCCGAAACUUUACAACCGGCCUGAACUUCAGUUUUAAUAAAAAAAAAAACAUAUUAUAUAUAUAUAUGAAUAUAUGUAAAUGAAAGUCAGCCCAGGCUUCACCAAUUACCACAGAGUCCGAAAAAAACUUUUAAAAAAAUUUGCCAAAAUUGGAGAACGUGAGCAGCAUGGUCCACCAUCAUUUACGAGUUCCCACUGCAGUCAAAUUAAUGGCCACUGUAGAAUAAAACCCCUGCAAAGAUCUUUUUCUCUUUUUUUCCAACUUUUUUUACCCUCUCUUUUCUGGCCACCAUCCAUCCUACUGGGGACAACGACUUGAUUUUUUGUGUGUGUGUUCUUUGUGGUUUGAUUUAGACUUUGUGAAAAAGUCUUUGAAAACUCAGCUUCUUCGCUUUUAUCACCAUGAAACUGCCCAAGGUUACAUUUCGGCCAAGUUUCUUUGUAAGAGCCUUCAUUGUUGAAAUCAGACUCUAAUGUCCGCUGGAUUCUGGCCUUUCACACACAAUUCUCUCUCCUUUGCCGGGCAAAACUUUUUAAGGCCGUGGCCUCUUAUUAUCUCUGCUCUCAAAGUUUGGAUUAUCCCGAUGUGGAAAAAGCAUGGAAGACAGUCUGAGCGUCAAAGAAGAGACAAUUAAAAUGAAAAGAUUUCUUUGCCUCUGUGAGUGAAGGACGUUGUGGUGAAAUGUUUCGGACGACUUCGCUUAUAUCUCAUGUUUUAUUUUAAGUGUGGUGCCAACGUAGACUAGAAAAGUCGUACCUGAGCCUCUCACAUCUCGAACACCUCACCGGGAGCAUUUAGCACAUGUACCACUGGCUCAGUGUGUGUGUGUGUGUGUGUGUGGUGUGGUGUGGUGUGUGUGUGUGUGUGUGUGUGUCCGUGUGGGAGAGAGAACAUGCAGAGUUACACUGUGAAAAAGUCAUAUCCGAUGCAUCAAUCAUACUCUUGUAUAUCUUUUAAACUUGUCACAAUCAGAUAUUUCACCUGGAAAGAAGCAUUUGUGAUUUUACAAGUGUUGGAUUUUAUUUGUAUCUUUGUAGAUGAAUCCUUUCCUGUUUUUCUUUCUCAUCCUUACUUUAACACUAUAGCCAUAUUUAUUUUGGGGGGGAGAAUACUAUUAAAACUGGGUACAGCUCUAAAGUAUGUCAUAUAAGUUAAAUUCUGUAAUUGAAAAAACAAAUGUAUGUGUGAUUAAAAUGUAGUUCAGAAUCCUUGACUAAACUGUUAAAUAUUUUGAUAUGAAAUGUUUUGGUGUGGAUCCAAUUAAAGACAAAAAGAGUUUAAAGAAAAUACAAGUAGCACAACAGUGAGACAAGAGGGCAGAGUAAAAAAAACAACGCUAUGAUUUCACACAAAAAAACACUAAAUAAAA